CAAUAAUAACAGUAGAGUAACAAAAUAGUGAUUUUGACCUGUGACAAGCAGAUGAAUAUGGGUAUUAAAUAAAUCGUCGCCGGAUUCACAAUGGUUGUGGCUGAUCAACGGAAGGGGAAGUUGACUAGCGAUCGAAUGCAUGGACAUAUUAACAGCUUUGUGACGUUUGAUUCUUAUGGUCGUAUCCAGAUAGUGGGCUCCACAAUGAGUGAUGAUAAACCAUUUGCUUGUAGAGUGCCUGGAUGUAAUCAGAAAUUUGUAAAUGAAGAUCACUUAGCAGUACAUCGCAAGAAACAUGAUGCUAACCUAUGCUUUUCAGACUUCAAGUCACUGGAUACCCCUGUUAUUGCUGAUCAAACCCCAACUCCUACAAGAUUCUUGAAGAAUCUAGCGGGUGAAGAAGGUCUGUUUAGUGAUCUCCAUCCGAACCCUUUUGAUGCAGAGUUUAGGAAAGCCAGCUCAAAGCUAGUAUCAAAUGACACUGAAGGCGGCGCAGAAACUCCGAGUGAUGUGUCAAAACCCCUCAUUACCCUUGAUGAUGCGGAUUCUCAGGAAGUCUCGGGGAUCACAGAGGAUAUUCUACUCAAUUCAGAAAUCAAAUCAGAAGAGGAUGUACCCAAAACUGUAGGUGAUAUCAGAGAUAGUCCUGAGUUGAAGGUAGAACCUCAACCCCAGGGACCUACUACAGUGGUGGUUGUCUCCCAGCCAGCUCAGCCCCAGACUAUUCAGCUUCAAGGUGUCAGUGACCAACUAUCCCUGAAUGGAAUCCCUAUCAAUGGACCCAUCAUGAUCAAGCUACCCACUGGCCAAACCAUUCCUGUCUUGCCUCCAUCAGUCACCAACCCUCAAGUGCCUAUACCUACAGCGGUGUCUGCCAACCCUAACAAAGAGCAGGAUUCUCUUGGAAACAACAUUGACAUCAAGCCCGCACCAAACAACUCAGUUAAAAUGAAAUUGAAGAGCACAUUACUCUCUAACCAAUCCCAAGGUAAUAUGAAUGUGAUGGCGCAGGCUGUUGAUGUGGUUACCAAGCAACAAGAGGUCAAGUUACUUAAUACUGCAUCAGCAAGUCACCAAGAGUCUUUUUCAUUAAAAAGACAGCGUCCCAAUGAGGAGGAUGAUAGUGAGAUAAAACGACAGAGGUUUCUUGAGAGGAAUCGAGCUGCAGCUAGUCGGUGUCGAAAUAAACGGAAACAGUGGAUAAAUGAUCUAGAAAACAGAGCAGAGGAACUCACACAAACAAAUUCUGUUCUCAAUAAUGAAGUUGGCAAGUUGAGGAACGAGGUCGCACACUUGAAGGAACUCUUGUUAGCACACAAGGAUUGUCCUGUUACAUUGCAGCAGAGGGCAGCAGGGUUAUUUAUGAGAGUUGGUGACGUAUCGGUGCAAGAACAAGAUUCAUCAGGGACCAUCACCAUAACAACCACUACCCUUUCAUGAGAUUGAGUUUGACCUCUCUUCAUUCAUCAAUACGGAGGUCAAAGGUCAUUUGAUGGCUGUCAAUCCCAUUUUAGAAAAUUCUCAAUGGAACCAUCGGGCAGCAUUGGCAGUAGAUCAUCAAACGUAAUUUCCAAUCAACUCUUUCAGCAAGCAAUCAAACUCCUGAAUGUCAUAAUGAUAUAGGUAUGCAGAUUGUUGGGCAUAUCAAUGUGUGUGUGAGAGAUGUUAUCUGUGGCAGCCCAAAUUGUUUUGUCUCCAGUUGCCAUAAGGGUGCCGGACGCUUGUUUCUCUGCAAAUUGAUCCAUUCUUAUGAACAUAGAGAAGAGAUAUCUCAAGAACAAAUAAACUGAUUGUCAGGAAACUUUAAAGAGUCAGAUGCAAUGUGGAUGUCCCAUAGGCUAAUUAAUAUUUUGCUGCCAUGAGGCGAAUGUUGUGAACAGAGAUUGUCAAUACAAUAUCCUACACCCAAAGCUCUGAUUUUGAUGAACAUCAUAGCGCAAUCCAGUAAUGGUUUCUUACAAAAGUAGAAGAUUUUAAGGUAAUGAGGUUAAAGAUUUAAGGCUCACUGGUUACCUGUUCAAAUGGUCUGUAAACAAGAUAGCAAUAGAAUCAGUGGAACAAUAGAUACUUUAGGAAGGUCUAAUCUACAUUGGCUACUUCAUGAGAUAGAGGAUCAAUGGUCAGUUUUAAAGACUGCAAUGAAUCUAAUAUCUUUUUUUCUUCUGUAAACUAUGGAUUGUUUAUAGAUAUAUCAACUUCGAAUUUGGACCCAUGUAAAUGUAUGUUUAGGGUAGUUAAUAUGAAGAAA
Messenger RNA from Lytechinus variegatus (green sea urchin), 2248 nucleotides. Its product is annotated as cyclic AMP-dependent transcription factor ATF-2-like. Gene Ontology annotation, biological process: regulation of transcription by RNA polymerase II. Gene Ontology annotation, molecular function: DNA-binding transcription factor activity, RNA polymerase II-specific; cAMP response element binding. The record is from RefSeq and is a predicted model, not a curated record. Lineage: Eukaryota; Metazoa; Echinodermata; Echinoidea; Temnopleuroida; Toxopneustidae. Bases 91 to 1440 code for a protein of 449 amino acids. The transcript is spliced from 10 exons.